Molecule: messenger RNA, 393 nt
Organism: Candida dubliniensis CD36
Lineage: Eukaryota; Fungi; Ascomycota; Pichiomycetes; Serinales; Debaryomycetaceae
Product: tubulin-binding prefolding complex subunit
Exons: 1
Coding region: 1-393 (130 amino acids)
Biological process (GO): protein folding
Cellular component (GO): cytoplasm; prefoldin complex
Source: RefSeq, a predicted model, not a curated record
AUGGAGUUGUUACCAUCAGGACAAGUCAACACGUCCACAGAGGUGACAUAUGAAGAUCAAUUAAAAAUCAAUAAAUUCUCCACUUUAAUAUCUAAAAAAGAUGAACAAACUCAGGAGCUAUCCACGUUGAAAACAGAAAAGGAAUACCUUGAUGAUUUAUCCAUUGAAUUAGAAUUGAUUGAUGACGAAGAGAAAAUACAAUACAGAAUCGGUGAUUGUUUUGUAUUCUUACCUAAAGACCAGGUGUUACAGAAGAUAGAAUCAGAUGCUAAUAGUUUGGAGGAAAAGAUAAAUAGUAUUGAAGAACUAAUUGAUGGGUUUGAUGAAGAGUUGAAAGAUUUAAAGGCUCAAUUGUAUGACAAGUUUGGUAACAAUAUAAAUUUGGAACGAUAA